UUCAGUUCAUUAGUCAGCCAUUUUGGUCAACACCCUGCUUACUGCGCACGACCAAUCCUAUCAGAACUCAGCAUCCCAGCUCCUCUGAGCAGAUCCUGGAAGUGAUUUCUGCAGUUCAGGAUUUUUUUUAAGCUAAAUCGAAAAUAUUGGUUUAUUUUUUGUUCGUUUUUUUUUUUUUUUUUUUUUGUACUUUUUUUUUUUCCUGCACACAGAAGGAGGAUUUUUCACUUACUCAUACAGAGGCCAGUUUUUCAAAGCCAGCUAAGGUAGCAUCGGCUGUGCAGGAUUUGAAGCCUCUGGCUCAGCUGAAAAAGAAGGAGGUAGGGAAGGGAAGAUAACAAGAGAGAAGCUGGAAGAAGACAAGCAUCAUCUUAUUUUGCCAGGUGGUAGGAGCUGUCUAUGAGAAGAGAUAGUGUAGAAUUGUUUAUCUUGAACAGUUGGUUCUUAAACCAUAAGGUGUGUUUUUUUUUUAACCUCCCCCACCCCGUUUCUUGAGAGCUUUGUUGCAGAGCUUUGGAUUUGGGGUUUUUGUUGAGGAGGCUUUAAUUAUUUUUGUGGGGUUUGUGUGUGUGUGUGUGUGUGUGUGUGUGUGUGUGUUGUGGUCUCAGCUGAGUCAUCAUGUCGGCUCUGACGCCUCCCACCGAUAUGCCGACCCCCACCACUGACAAGAUCACACAGGCUGCUAUGGAGACCAUCUACCUUUGCAAAUUCCGAGUGUCUAUGGAUGGAGAAUGGCUCUGCCUGCGAGAGCUGGAUGACAUCUCACUUACACCUGACCCAGAGCCUACCCACGAAGACUCUUGGGAGGAUUUGACAGAUUUGGUGGAGCAAAUGCGCGAUGAUACAGAAGAUCCUAAUUAUCUCAUGGCUAACGAACGCAUGAACCUGAUGAACAUGGCCAAGCUGAGUAUCAAGGGCUUGAUUGAAUCUGCUCUGAACCUAGGGAGAACUCUGGACUCUGACUACGCACCUCUCCAGCAGUUCUUUGUGGUGAUGGAGCACUGCCUGAAACACGGCUUGAAAGCUAAGAAAACUUUUCUUGGACAAAAUAAAUCCUUCUGGGGGCCUCUAGAACUGGUAGAAAAGCUUGUUCCAGAAGCUGCAGAGAUAACAGCAAGUGUUAAAGAUCUUCCAGGACUUAAGACACCAGUAGGCAGAGGAAGAGCCUGGCUUCGUUUGGCAUUGAUGCAAAAGAAACUUUCGGAGUAUAUGAAAGCUCUGAUCAAUAAGAAGGAACUUCUCAGUGAAUUCUAUGAACCCAAUGCCCUCAUGAUGGAAGAAGAGGGAGCCAUAAUUGCUGGUCUGUUGGUGGGUCUGAAUGUCAUUGAUGCCAAUUUCUGUAUGAAAGGAGAAGAUUUGGACUCUCAGGUUGGAGUCAUAGAUUUUUCAAUGUAUCUCAAGGAUGGGAACAGCAGUAAAGGUAGUGAAGGAGAUGGCCAGAUUACUGCAAUUCUGGAUCAGAAGAACUAUGUAGAAGAACUCAACAGACAUCUGAAUGCUACUGUAAACAACCUUCAGGCAAAAGUGGAUGCAUUAGAAAAAUCCAACACUAAACUGACAGAGGAGCUUGCAGUUGCAAACAACAGGAUUAUUACCUUGCAAGAAGAUAUGGAACGAGUUAAAGAGGAAAGCUCCUACAUAUUGGAAUCUAAUCGGAAGGGCCCUAAGCCAGACAGAACUUCAGAAGGGCAAGCACUGAGUGAAGCAAGGAAGCACUUAAAGGAGGAGACACAACUACGACUGGAUGUUGAAAAAGAACUGGAGAUCCAGAUCAGCAUGAGACAGGAGAUGGAACUGGCUAUGAAGAUGCUGGAGAAGGAUGUCUGUGAGAAGCAGGAUGCCCUGGUGUCUCUGCGGCAGCAGCUGGAUGAUCUCAGGGCUCUUAAGCAUGAACUUGCCUUUAAGUUGCAGAGUUCAGACUUAGGAGUAAAACAGAAAAGUGAACUAAACAGUCGCUUGGAAGAGAAGACUAAUCAGAUGGCUGCUACCAUUAAACAACUUGAACAAAGAUUGCGCCAGGCUGAGCGAGGCCGCCAGUCUGCUGAAUUGGACAACCGGCUCUUCAAGCAGGACUUCGGAGACAAGAUCAACAGUCUGCAGCUGGAAGUGGAGGAGCUCACCAGGCAGCGGAACCAGCUUGAGUUAGAACUAAAACAGGAAAGAGAAAGAAGGUUACAAAACAAGAGCAUCCCAGGAAAGGGUUCCCAGAAGCCAGAACCCAAAACGGAUGGGAAGCACAAAAUUCAAGAGGAAAAUGUUAAACUAAAAAAGCCCCUGGAAGAAAGCCACAGGCUGCAGUCUCACCCUGUGAAUGAACAGGAACAGCCGCUGCCCUCUGAAAAGCCACAGACGUGUCAGCUGUGCCAGGAAGACUGCAGCCUAACAAAGAAUGUGUGUAAGAACUGCAGAGGAACCUUCUGUAAUGCCUGCUCAACAAACGAACUGCCUCUUCCUUCAAGUAUCAAGCCUGAGCGAGUUUGCAAUCCCUGUCAUGAGCAUCUGAUGAAACAAUAUUCCAGCAGCCCAUUGUAAGACUGGAGGCUGAGAUCUGGACCAAAAUGUCUCUACCUGUGUUAGAUGUCAGGAUCCCCUAGAGCCCAGACUUUAGAAUCAACUCAAGAAUUGACAGGAAUGAUUUAAAUAAACCAGGUCCAGGGAGAAAAGGCAGUGGUUGGCAGUGCUGGAAUUCUGCUCAUUUUCUCUAAUGACUGUAUGAAUAAAAGUUACUCAGUUGAGCCUCUCUCUGCUAAAUCUAAACAACCCCACUUUGGAGCGUUUGGAAGGGCUGUUCAUUUUUAUGAAUAGUGAUAAUACUACUGGGGUGGAUGUUAUAGGAGAGAGGGUCCUUGGCGGGUAAGAAAAAAAAGGAAAACGAUCAUCCCUCUGUUACAUUUUCAGAUUCAAGAGGAAAAGAUAAUUGUUAACUGAGAUUGAAAUGACAGAUGUUACAUAUUUUCCCAGAUGCUGCUAGACACAAACAUUAUUUCUUCUUUACCCCCACUAACUACCUCUUCUUUAAAGUAUCUCUACCAAACUGUGAACCCAAACUCAGGGAAAAGAAAUUAAAGAGUAAUAUAAAUUUUGAAUGUACUUAAAACUAUUAUAAUAUAUUAUAGUUUUAGGACCAGAAUUUUCUAGUUCUGGCCUAAAUGUGUUUUUAUUAUCAGAGUAAGGAGGAAGAACAUUUGGUGUUUUUCCACUUAGUGACUUCAAAACUAAGUAUCUGCCCUUUUCAGAAUCCCCUACUACACAACAAGCCAGCUCUUCCCCACUCCCUCUUUCCUCUCAGUCAUGGAAAUUAUAAGGGGUUUUAAAGAUAGGGUUUGACUUUUGCAAGUAGGAAGUACUGAAGCAAAGCUAUGUCAGGUGUAAAGUAAAACAAAUUUAAUUUGUCUUGGCUGAGAAUAAUUAGCUUAGAAUAUUUAUUAAAUUCUUUUGUGAAUAAGAGAUCCCUUAUUCCAGGCUCAGAUUCAGAACUGGUAGACAGGUUUCUUGGAAAGUAAGAUACUUCAACAUCUCUUAGUAACAAACCCUUUGGGGAAAAAGAGGGAAGUGCAUUCAGCAGGGGAAGGAAAAGAAAUGGUUUAUGCUCUUUUGAUUAUGUUACAUGUGUCUAGAUUGUUUGAUUCCAGUUAAGACCUAAGAAGAUAUGAUUCUGUAAGUGGCUUAGAAUUAUGGGGUGGAAACAUCCUGGAACCAUAUUUGAUAAAUUCUGUCUCCUGAAAAGGGUUACAGCCCAGAAAAGAGUUGUUACUGCAGAAGUCUGACCUGUUACUUGGUGAAGCUGAGUUUUAAGAGUAGUAGGGAAAAAUAAAAUCUAAUAAUUCUA
This is a messenger RNA of Balaenoptera musculus (blue whale), 3829 nucleotides long. It is a transcript of the gene RUFY3, whose product is annotated as RUN and FYVE domain containing 3. Gene Ontology annotation, biological process: regulation of axonogenesis. NCBI's taxonomy places the organism in Eukaryota, Metazoa, Chordata, Mammalia, Artiodactyla, Balaenopteridae. Gene Ontology annotation, cellular component: cytoplasm. Gene Ontology annotation, molecular function: metal ion binding. The coding region runs from base 619 to 2532 and encodes 637 amino acids. The transcript is spliced from 19 exons. The record is from RefSeq and is a predicted model, not a curated record.